UGUGCAUAACCAGUGAACACCAAUUUACAAAUUCGCUGAAAUCUUUAACCUUUCCUAUCCAUUGUAGACUUCCUUUCCAAGCAAAAGACAUGACCAAUACUCACUGCUAUCCUCAUCUUCUUCCCAUGUUGCUGUCCUUCUUCUCCUUAGUCCUCUUUGUUGAUUCAGUUUACAUUCAAAGGUCUGGAUUUGGAUCUGAUGAUGCCGACAUACUGUACCUGGGAUCUGCAGGAUCUCGAGCUGGUGCUGUUCAGUUCAACAUGAAUGCAAGGUAUACUUGUCAAGUAGGAUGGGCCAUCUAUGCCAGAAGGGUUAAACUUUGGGACUCAAAUACUGGACGCGUCACUGACUUCACCUCUCACUAUUCCUUCACUAUAGACACUCAAGAUAACAUUAAUUAUGGCUAUGGGCUAUGCUUCUUCCUUGCUCCUUUUGGUUUUAAAAUCCCUCCAAAUUCUGCUAGUGGCUUUCUGGGCAUAUACAACGCCUCAACAGGUCUAUCACGUGAGAGCCAGAUUGUUCAUGUGGAAUUUGACUCUUACGCAAACGCUGAAUGGGGCGAGACCAUGACACAUGUGGGAAUCAACAAUAAUUCUGUUAUUUCAUCAGUAUCUACGUAUUGGAAUACAACUCUACACAGCAAUGAUCCUGCAGACGUGUGGAUUACCUACAACUCUACUUCGAAAAACUUUAGUGUAUCGUGGAAAUACCAGAACACGCAUAGUCCUCAAGAGAACACUAGUCUUUCUUAUCUAAUUGAUUUAUCCAAGGCACUACCAGAAUGGGUUACAGUUGGAUUUUCUGCAGCAACGGGACCCUUUAAAGAACUCCAUACUCUUCUCUCUUGGGAGUUCAACUCAACUUUGGAUGACACAGAACAGAGUAAAAACAAGACUUCACUUACGGUGGUUCUGAGUACCGUUUUAGUGAGUGUUGUUUUGAUAGUUGGAGGAGCAAUUGUAGCGUAUGCUUUACUCUGGAGAAAGAAGAAAACGAGAAGCAAAAAGGAAGAUAUGAACUUAACAUCAAUGAAUGAUGUCCUCGAAAGAGAAGCAGGACCGAGAAGGUUCUCUCGCAGAGAGCUUGCUAAAGCUACCAACAAUUUCUCUGAAGAUAGGAAACUGGGUCAAGGUGGGUUUGGCGCUGUUUACCGAGGUUAUUUUCCUGACAUAGAUUUAACAGUUGCUGUGAAGAAGAUAUCAAGAGGAUCAAGGCAAGGGAAAAGAGAGUACGUAACUGAGGUCAGGGUCAUUAGUCAGCUAAGACACAGGAAUCUUGUGCAGCUCAUCGGUUGGUGUCAUGAAAGAGGCGAGUUCCUACUUGUUUACGAGUUCAUGCCAAAUGGUAGCCUUGACGCUCAUUUGUCAGGGAAGAAGCCUCCUCUUCCAUGGAACGUGAGGCACAAGAUAGCUCUGGGAUUGGCCUCAGGAGUGCUCUACCUUCAUGAAGAAUGGCAACAAUGUGUGGUUCACCGGGAUGUCAAAACAAGUAAUGUCAUGCUAGAUUCUAGUUUCAAUGCAAAACUUGGAGACUUUGGGUUGGCUAAGCUUGUGGACCAUGAUUUGGGACCCCAAACAACAGGAUUGGCAGGCACAAUGGGUUAUAUGGCUCCAGAAUAUGUAAGUACAGGCAGGGCCAGCAAGGAAUCAGAUGUUUAUAGUUUUGGAGUAGUUGCCUUAGAGAUUGUUACAGGAAGAAAGGCAAAUGAUCUUAUGAAGGAUGGAGAUGGGGUAAUAGGAUUGAUUGAGUGGGUUUGGAAUCAUUAUGGGAGGGGAGAGCUAGCUUUAGCCAUGGAUGAAAAGUUGCAGGAGGACUAUAAUAAGAGAGAAGUGGAGUAUUUGAUGAUUGUGGGUUUGUGGUGUGCCCACCCAGAUAAGAACAUGAGGCCAUCUAUUAGGCAAGCAAUUCAAGUGUUGUGUUUUGAGGUUGCCCUGCCCUAUCUUCCUUCAAAGAGGCCUAUUCCAAUAUAUCAUGCUCCCAAACCAAAAGUUAUUUCUGAAAUAACUUCUUUAACUACAACUUUACAAACUGGUCGUUGAUUAUAUUCAAAAUUAGUCAAUACUCUUUUGUUCAAUCUCAUGGUGUGGUAUACAUAGGAAUACAAAUUACUAUAAGUAUUUUGAUUCUUGGUUGUGUUGCUUUGUAUAUUUUGCUAAUUAA
Prosopis cineraria is the source of this 2160-nucleotide messenger RNA. RefSeq names its product L-type lectin-domain containing receptor kinase IX.1-like. The coding region runs from base 90 to 2039 and encodes 649 amino acids. Gene Ontology annotation, cellular component: plasma membrane. Gene Ontology annotation, molecular function: ATP binding; protein kinase activity; carbohydrate binding. Gene Ontology annotation, biological process: protein phosphorylation. The transcript has a single exon. Lineage: Eukaryota; Viridiplantae; Streptophyta; Magnoliopsida; Fabales; Fabaceae. The record is from RefSeq and is a predicted model, not a curated record.